UUAAGAAACUACUAAAUAAAACAAAACUGACAGUAAAAAUGUCAAAAAAGUUGGUUAUUAUAGAUACCGAUUGCGGUUUAGACGAUUCGCUGGCCAUAUUGCUGGCCACAUAUUGUCAUCAGCAAAACAUGAUCGACAUACUGGCCAUAACCUGUACGCACGGUAAUACCAGCUGCCAGAAUGUGGUCAAAAAUGUUGGACUAACUUUGCGCGCUUCGGGUUUAUUAGAGGGUAUCAAAAUAUAUAAGGGCUGUGAUGGACCUAUUAUUGGCAAAUAUUUGCCAGCAGAUCAUUGUGGUGCUGAUGGUUUAGGCGACGCCACUAAAGAUAUGCCACCCAUUGUUGUUCAAUUAGAGAAGGAACAUGCGGUCAAUGCAUUGGUACGACUGGCCAACGAGUAUCGGAAACAGAUAACAUUGAUAGCAUUGGGACCGUUGACCAACAUUGGACUGGCCUAUCUGAUGGACAACCAAUUCUAUGAUAAUCUCAAAGGAAUUGUAUUUUUAGGAGGAACUGUCGAUUUCAGGGCAUUGACAAACAUGAGCCCUACACAGGAAUACAAUAUUAUUUGCGAUCCCGAAGCCUGUCAUAUAAUGCUAACUAAUGCCAACAACUGUCCCAUUACUAUUGUACCGGUUGAAUGCUCAAUGGAUACAUUAAUUACCUGGGAAAUGUAUGAGAAAAUUAUAAAUAUUGGAUCAGAAAAAUCAAAUUUUAUUAAAACUAUAUACAAAAUGGAUUACAAUAGAGACAAAUCAGAUCCCAUAUAUAAAGGCAUUAUAUCACCGGAUAUUUUAGCCAUAAUUGCAUUUGUUUACAAAGAUCUGGUUAUUGAUAAACAAAGCUAUCGGACAACUAUUGAAUUAAACGGUCAAUUAUCGAGAGGACAGUUGGUUUUGGAUAAGCGAUCGGGUUUUAGAUUUGAAUCGCCCGACUGGCCAUUGGUUACAUUUAUCAAACAAAUUGACAAUGAUAAGUUUGAUCAACUUUUACUAAAAUUUAUUGCCUAA
This is a messenger RNA of Oppia nitens, 1010 nucleotides long. RefSeq names its product inosine-uridine preferring nucleoside hydrolase-like. The coding region runs from base 39 to 1010 and encodes 323 amino acids. The record is from RefSeq and is a predicted model, not a curated record. Gene Ontology annotation, molecular function: hydrolase activity, hydrolyzing N-glycosyl compounds. NCBI's taxonomy places the organism in Eukaryota, Metazoa, Arthropoda, Arachnida, Sarcoptiformes, Oppiidae. The transcript has 4 exons.